AUGACGUCACAUUUAGACGAAGUAAUGUACGUAAAUAAUCCAAUAGAAGCUGGAUUACCCGGUCACUGGGUACCUUUGAGCGUUAUCAAAAGGGUUUUAGAAAUGCGUGCAUCCGCAGUUAAUUACCGGACAACACCACGUAAAGUUAAAUUAAAACAUUUGACAAUACCUUUAUCACACUUUAAGACGAGAAAACAUAAAGCUAAAAGUAAACAUAAUUUGAUAACUAUAUCACAAGACACUAAUUCGCCAAAUGAUAGCGAGUUAACUGGAAAAAGCACAAAAAUCGAACCAGAAAUUUUAAAUAACAUUGAGACAAAAACUAAAGGACUAGAAGAUACAAUAACAGAAAGAGCAAUAACAACUAAUGAAAACAUAGAUCCUAAUGCCUUACCUAGUUCAUUAAGUUCUGUAACAACUGAUUUUAACAAUAGAGAUACUGGUUCAACAACCUUACGUGCUACGACUGUACCAACGACCAGACCAUCCACAAAGGGAACUAUUGAAGUUAUCGAAGUCACCAAUCAAUUAGAUAACCUAACAACCGCAGCUAAAACUACAUGCACUUCAUUAGUUUUAUCAACAACUACAUCCACGCCUGUACCACUUAAAAGUUCAACCAACGAAGUUUCUUCAACAUUGGAAACAUCGACUGCAAACACAACUACGACUUCUGAACCAAUUACAACCACUAUUCCAAAUAUACCAGAUACUACUAAAUCGACUACAGGCACUAUUGCAACUAUAAAAGAUACAACUAAACCGACUACCGGCACUACUGCAACUAUAAAAGAUACAACUAAACUGACUAUAGGCACUACUGCAACUAUAAAAGAUACAACUAAAGUAACUACAGGCACUACUGCAACUGUACCAGAUACUUCUGAAUCGGUUACAAGCACUACCACGAUUGUAACAAUAUCUGAAUCAACAACUACAACUUUAAUUAUGACAUCCACACAAUCCACAGUAAUAACUACAGAAGAUUCAUCAGAACGAUCUGAUACUGGGAAUCCGUUUUAUUAA
Molecule: messenger RNA, 1026 nt
Organism: Papilio polytes (common Mormon)
Lineage: Eukaryota; Metazoa; Arthropoda; Insecta; Lepidoptera; Papilionidae
Exons: 1
Coding region: 1-1026 (341 amino acids)
Source: RefSeq, a predicted model, not a curated record